Molecule: messenger RNA, 1416 nt
Organism: Colletotrichum truncatum
Lineage: Eukaryota; Fungi; Ascomycota; Sordariomycetes; Glomerellales; Glomerellaceae
Product: aspartate aminotransferase
Biological process (GO): amino acid metabolic process; biosynthetic process
Molecular function (GO): transaminase activity; pyridoxal phosphate binding
Source: RefSeq, a predicted model, not a curated record
AUGAGGCUUUAUGAUAGCAACCUUUCGGAUCGCGGGGCGAACUAUGCCCUGCCAAUUAACAAGAAUCACCUCCUUGACAUGCUGCGAGAUGCAUGGCAUCCGGUUCAGAAUCCCUCGGGCUUUUUGAGCCUAGGUGUUGCUGAAAAUACACUCAUGCACAAAGAGCUUAUCAAUUAUAUCAUCUCAACCUUCACCAUAGAUAGCCAUGGUCUAGGUUACGGCGACAGCUUCUUUGGAAGCCAUCGACUCCGAGAAGUCCUGGCCAACUUUUUGACUUCCUUUUUCAAGCCACACGCCCCUAUCCGCCCAAAUCAUUUAAUUGUCACAUCCGGCGUGAGCGCAGCUAUUGAGGCUUGUGCAUUUUCUCUCUGCGACCAGGGUGAUGGUGUGCUACUAGCCCGGCCUUUCUACAAAGCUUUCCCAUACAACCUUUUAAAUCGAGCAGGAGUGCGCCACGUCCCAGUUUCAUUCAACGGAGACGACCAUAUCACGAUAGAUGGCAUCGCCGCUUAUGAGCGAGCGCUACUGGAGUCACGCGAAAAGGGCGUCCCAGUCAAAGCGCUCUUGCUCUGCAACCCACAUAACCUCCUGGCGGGCGUGUGGCUGGAAGUGCCACACGACUCCGUAUUCCAACUAUCGCAACAUAACCCUUCAGGUCGCUGCGCUUCCCGCGAACUCUUGCAGGAGUACAUGCGAUUUUGUCAAAAGUACAACCUCCAUCUAAUCAGUGAUGAGAUUUACGGCCUUUCAGUUUGGGAAAACCCAGAGAUUCCCCAUGCUCCAACUUUCCAUUCUGUCUUGUCUAUUGACCCCACUGGUCUGAUCAACCCCGCCCUUGUACAUGUCUUAUGGGGCAUGAGUAAGGACUUUGGGGCAAACGGCCUGAGGUUGGGCUGUGUGGUCAGUCAACACAAUAAGGAUUUUCUUCAGGCCUUGGAGACCAACUCGAUAUUUACUUGUCCGUCGUCUCUUUCUGACCGUGUCACCGCUUCCAUCCUCUCAAAUACCGAUUUUGUGAACAGCUACCUCAACUCCAACCAGGCCUUGCUAGCUGCGAAGUACAAAAAAACUAUUGACUUCCUCGGGCAUCACGGAAUAUCACAAAAACCCAGCAACGCAGGUUUCUUUGUGUGGGCUGACCUCUUCACCUUCUGGUCUCCACGACUGGGAUCCAGGACGAAGGCGGAUGAGGCUUUGGGUGAAGCUGCGGAGCAUCAGUGGGCUUUGGAGGAGCGACUGAAUGCCACUCUGCUUUCCAACAAGGUGUUUUUGGCCGCCGGCAGCACAUUCAGGACCGAGGAGGCCGGUUGGUUUCGUAUAACUUUCGCUCAUGAUCAGGGUUACUUGGACGAGGGACUUAAACGGAUUCUGAAAAGUCUUGAAGAGUUCAAGAAUACGGAAACGCCGGGGGAAUGA